AAUUUUCGAAAACUCAUCCAUUAUAGUGGAGCAGCAAAAUUGAGCCCCACCCUUGAUUUCGAACGAUUCUUGUAUGGAUAUUCUGUAUUGGCCUCCGACCUCACCGACGACCACGAUAAUCACCCCACCAUCACUGACACACCUUCGUUAUCACAGGCUUUGCGGAUUGUUCACCUCACUGGAUUUUGUUAUUCACCGCGUCCACUUGGCGGUGGCUUUCACCAGCUACCCUUGCUCCAAUCUCUCGCUGAAACUGGUGGAUGA
Molecule: messenger RNA, 264 nt
Organism: Rodentolepis nana
Lineage: Eukaryota; Metazoa; Platyhelminthes; Cestoda; Cyclophyllidea; Hymenolepididae
Source: the annotation of a GenBank genome assembly